Miscanthus lutarioriparius is the source of this 2190-nucleotide messenger RNA. NCBI's taxonomy places the organism in Eukaryota, Viridiplantae, Streptophyta, Magnoliopsida, Poales, Poaceae. The record is from the annotation of a GenBank genome assembly.
AUGGCCGCCGCCGCCACCGACACCCCCACCCCAGCCGGCGGUGAUCCCCGCCCUGGACAUCUCUCCCGGUCGCAGGAAGAUCGGCGUAAGGAGGAGGAAGGAUCGGAUGAAUCGGAGGAAGAGGAGGUGGAGAGCGACGAUGGUGAGGAGUCGGAUGUCGACAGCCUCGCGGGCCUCUGCGACCUCGACGCGGGCUCCGACGAGGACCCCACCUUCGACCCGGGCGCCGACGGGGACCUGGAGGUGGAGGCUGUGCUGCGGGCCAGGAUGAGCAGGAUGUCCAUCUCGGCCUCGGCGCGCAAGGGCAGGAAAGGGUCAGCGGUGCCGAAGAUGGGAAAGGAGGAGACUGACCUUCUGGCCAUGGUGGACAAGCUCAUGCAGGAUGGUCAGCUGGAAAAAUUGAAGGUUUAUGAAUGUAAAGCAUAUUUGCGGAUGCACAAAUUAAGGUUGACAGGCAAGAAGGAAGUGCUCCUAAAUCGAAUAAGAGAGCAUAUAGAGGUGAAAAAUGAUGGAGAGGUGAAGUAUCCAGUGUCAAGCUUUGUUCUGAACUGUAAAGGUGAUGCAUGCAAAGGAGAUGUUGUGAUGUUUGAGCAGAACAUUUACAAAAGGGAAAAGGGAGCUCCUCGUGAAGUUAAGGGUCGCUUAUGUGGACAAAGGACCAAUGCCGGUAGAAUAAUAAAGGAAAGCUAUGGCACAGCAAAGCAACAGCAUACGUUCACUAUUGAGAUUUUAUGGAGUAAAGGAUACAAACCGUGGCCUCCCCUUCAUCCGCUCCUCAUCAAGGGAAGAAAUCUUUACAAGGAUAGGACUAUGAGACAGCCAUGGCCUGAUGAAGAAGAAAGAAAUAGGGUCAUCCAAGAAAAACAUGAAAGAGGGUUCUUGGCACGCAAGUCAAGAGCAGCCAGGAUUCAUGAAAAAGAGACUGAAAGGUUGGCAAGAUUAAAUAGGAUGAAGGACAAUAAGAUAAAAAAACAGUGGAACGUGAACCAAAAACAGCCACAAGAGCCACAACAAAAGGUUGAGUCCACGAAUAAUGUUAAGCAAAGGGUUAAUGGGAGGAAAGGCCCUUCCUUCCAAAAUGGUGAACCUGGGAAUACAAGGCAGCAACAUGUAUCUUCAAAGGCUACUUCUACACAUCACAAUGAAUUGCUCCCACAGAAGGGUUCGGCAAGAACUUUCAAGCCAGAGCUCAUCGAUUAUCAGGUCUCUUCCAUUCAAUAUGGAGGAAUGCAGCAAAAACUACUUUCAAAUCCCACUCAUACUCAGCAAUUGUUCAAGAACUCAAGUCCUCACCAAAGUUUUCAACAAGAAGAUGAUGCCCUGACACAGGAGGGUGCAAUUAGAACUUCCAGGAAAGCAUUCAUAGAUCAUCAUGUCCCUUCCCAACACAAUAAAGGAUCAGGGAACACAAGCCAUCACCAAAUAUCUUCAAAGCCCACUCCAAUUUUCAAGCCACGACAGGUCCCCAAACAUCAAGGCAAGAAUGAAGCGGAUGGUUUGAGAAAAACUUGCAGAGAACAAUUGUUUGAUCAUCAGAGUAACACUUGCCAUGCCACAGAAUAUGAUAACUCUCCAUUCCAACCUCAAGGUAAGUUCGCUCAGCAUGCAAGUGUACACCAGCAUGGCUCCAAUUAUCACCAGAAUGCCCAUGGUGGUCGUCAGGCACAUCAACCCUACAGACCAAAAAAUCAGGAUCAGAAUAGUACUUACUGUGACACAGAAUAUAUUGACCCCUCGUUCCAGCCCAGAGGAGAGUUUAAUCAGCAUGCAAAUGCAUACCAGCGUCACUCCAAUUCUCAUAAAAAUGCCCAAGCUCAUCACCAAGUGCAUGAACCCUUCAGACCAAGAAAUCAGGAUUUCAAUUCAAGCGACCAAUUUUUUGGCCAGGAUUACCACCAAGGUUACCAUGAUUACAGUGGAAUGACUCGUGGCCAGUAUCAUCCUCAACAGAGUCAGCAUCAAAAUUAUUACGGCCGCAGGCCCAUGACUCAAGGCCAAGGGACCCAACAGAACCAUCAUCAGAACUACAAUGGUCGCAGGAAAAUGAUCCAAAACCAGUAUAAUUCUAGACAGAACCAACCUAAUCAGCAGUUUCCAGAACAGCGACUGCAACCACGGCCUUGCCACUACUACUAUCAACAGGGAUGGUGUCGCUAUGGGGAAGGCUGCUGGUAUUCCCAUGACGUCUGA